UUGGUCGUUCCUUGACUUGUCUUUUCCUUGACUUGUUGUUCCUGACUUUUCUUUCCUUGGUCUAUUCCUUGAGUUAGCCCGCCACUGUUUUUUACAAGAAAUUCUUUUAAUAAUUCUAUGCUUUAAUUUUCUUAUUACGGUUGUAUUUUUAUUGUUUCUAAUUAUUUUAUAGAAUAUUUUAAAAUAUAAAAUUAUCUAUGGAUAACUUAAAUAACAUCCCGUGUACGAACUGCCAUGGCUUAGGCCACACCGUUAAUGAAUGCAUCUGGCCUAAAAAUUGUUGGAAGAAACCGGCUUAUGGGAUCAACGCAGCGGCCUUGCCGCCCAAAACUUCGACUUUGUCGAACACUAAAGAGUUUUUUGGAAGUGUUACGCCAUUUGCGGAGAAUAACAACAACACGGUGCGCAAACGGACUGAAAAAACUUUAUUCAAAAUAGCAACAUGCGAGGUUGUGAAUAUUGAGGAGAUGAAUAUUCAAGUGAAACCUCGUAAUUUUUUCAUUUAA
Molecule: messenger RNA, 506 nt
Organism: Meloidogyne enterolobii
Lineage: Eukaryota; Metazoa; Nematoda; Chromadorea; Rhabditida; Meloidogynidae
Source: the annotation of a GenBank genome assembly